This is a messenger RNA of Pelodiscus sinensis (Chinese soft-shelled turtle), 7649 nucleotides long. RefSeq names its product F-box protein 32 (gene FBXO32). Gene Ontology annotation, biological process: protein ubiquitination. Gene Ontology annotation, cellular component: nucleus; cytoplasm; SCF ubiquitin ligase complex. Gene Ontology annotation, molecular function: protein binding. Lineage: Eukaryota; Metazoa; Chordata; Testudines; Trionychidae. The record is from RefSeq and is a predicted model, not a curated record.
AGAUCCCGGGACACUUGGCAGCCCCGCGAGCACAGAAGCCUGGUCUGCAGUUUACACCGGGCUGGAUUGUGCAACGAGCAGGAGGAGUCGCCGAAGACAUUAGCAAGCCAUAAACAAAGGCACGUGUCUCCCCCCUGAUCUAGGGGCCGGGCUAGCGCUGCUCUUCCGGCAACAAAGCGCCUUGGGAUAAAUACAGCCGCGGCCGCUGCGGGGACACGGAUCCUGAUCGGAGCCACGGUGGUACAACUCCCUCCCCCCCUUCCCGCUCCCAGCCGUGCAGCUCGGCACCCUCCCCGGCGUACCCCUUCCAGACUCCCUUGGGGACCGGAGAGGUUCCCUGGCAGAGCGCUCAGCCUCCCCGCGCCCCCCGGUGUAGAGCGAUGCCUUUUCUGGGGCAGGACUGGAGGUCCCCGGGGCAGAACUGGGUGAAGACGGCGGAUGGCUGGACCCGGUUCCUGGACGAGAAAAACAGCAGCUACGUGAGCGAUAGACACAGCUAUUGCAAAAAGGAGGAUUACAACAAGGAGAAUCUCUUCAACAGCGUGAACUAUGAUGUUGCUGCCAAGAAGAGAAAGAAAGACCUGCUGAAUAACAAGACAAAGAUUCAGUAUUUCCAUCAAGAGAAAUGGAUUUAUGUCCACAAGGGAAGCACAAAGGAACGUCAUGGUUACUGCACCUUGGGAGAAGCUUUUAACAGACUUGACUUCUCGAAUGCUAUCCUAGAUUCCAGAAGGUUCAAUUAUGUUGUAAGGCUGUUGGAGCUGAUAGCAAAGUCUCAGCUAACAUCUCUGAGUGGAAUCGCCCAGAAAAACUUCAUGAACAUUUUGGAAAAAGUGGUGCAGAAAGUCCUUGAAGAUCAGCAGAACAUCAGGCUAAUAAGGGAAUUGCUGCAGACUCUCUACACGUCACUAUGCACCCUGGUGCAAAGUGUUGGCAAGUCUGUUCUGGUUGGAAAUAUCAACAUGUGGGUACACAGAAUGGAGACUAUUCUUCACUGGCAACAGCAACUGAACAGCAUCCAAAUCACAAGACCUGCCUUUAAAGGAAUGACCUUUACAGACCUGCCAUUGUGUCUACAAUUAAACAUCAUGCAGCGGCUAACUGAUGGGAGAGAUCUUGUCAGCCUUGGGCAAGUGGCCCCUGAACUGCAUGUGCUCAGUGAGGACCGGCUGCUGUGGAAAAAGCUCUGCCAGUACCAUUUCACGGACCGACAGAUUCGUAAACGGGUAAUCUUAUCUGAGAAGGGGUUGCUGGACUGGAAGAAGAUGUACUUUAAACUUGUAAGAUGUUAUCCAAGGAAAGAGCAGUAUGGAGACACACUGCAACUCUGCAGACAUUGCCACAUCCUCUCCUGGAAGGGUACUGAUCAUCCUUGCACAGCUAACAAUCCAGAGAGCUGCUCCACUUCUCUUUCACCCCAAGACUUUAUCAACUUGUUCAGAUUCUGAACCCUGGCUCUUCACAGCAUUUCAUUCUUACAAGACAUUUUAUAGCACUCAGCUUGGACACUGGACUUGUAAAUAGUGUAAAUGUGAUGUAUGUUUGAAACUCCUGAGUCAAGCGAACAAGAGGAUCUUAGAGACAAAAGGUGAAGUUGCUCGCUGACGUUUGAUGUUUAAGAAAUACAUGGACUUCUAACAAGAUUGGUGUGUACAGGCAAUGUUGUAAAAAGUCACCUUUUUAUUAUAAGAGUACAAGAUACAGGACAGACAUUUAUUUCUGUUUAGAAGUUAAAAUGGAAUUUGCCCCAUGCCCAUUUCAAAACUUUAUAUAUAUUUUCAAUUUCUAAUAAAUGAAAAGAAAGCAGUUUCCAAAUAGGACUGAAACUGCUCCAUCUGGUUUUAUUUACAAUAGAUAUUUAUAAAUAUGAUGUUUCAGUGAUAAUAUUUGUGGAAAAAAAUCCCUGCAAGGAGUUUUAGUAACACUUGUAUGUAGAAAGAAUUGGGUGCAUUCAGAAAUAUGCGUAACAUCUAGGAUUUGAUCCUACUUAAAAUGAAAAUAACACACCAUGCCAUUUUCUACCUCGAACAAGUAGAGUACCUUUGAAACAAUAAUCCAUUAUGCAAUGUGAACUAUUAUACUUUGUACAACAAUUUAAAGGGAAAUGAUUAUGACCGUAAGCCAACUUUUUAUGUUAAUGCUUACUUUUUAAAUUUGUUUUCUUGCUGUACUCAGUGCUUGAAUGCCCAGAUGAUGAGUACAUUAGAAAUACCUAAGAUUUUACUCUAUUCUCUUUUAAUUUUGUGGUCUUAUUAAAGGAAGCAAAAAAAGGAUUUGCAUUUAAGGAGGAUUCAUGAUGUUGGAAUCAUAAGGUGCUAGAUCUAACCUCUCAGUGUGAAUUCAUAAUUCCACUGAUUUCAGUGGAAUUACUCUGAGUUUAUACCUAUCUGAGAUCAGAUCUGGUUCACUGGGUUUGACUCCUCUGUCCCAUUGUAACUCCACUGAAAUAAAGUCAAAACGGAUGUAAUUGAGAGGAGACUCAGUCCCAUAGGACCAGGUUCCUGAUAAAUCUAAAUAGGUAAAGCUCCACUGACAUCAGUGGAGCUGUGCUAGUCUACAUUCACUGAGGAUCCAGCUCAUAGUAUUUAUCUUACAUACUAUUUAUUUGUAACUGCUGUAAGAAACAGGAAAAGUAGUGAGGAAAGCUAGAGACCUAGUGUAGUAAGGGUACACUCGGUCCUAAGGGUAAACAGGAUUUCUAAUCACUUAUCACCUGACAUCCCUGAUCAUUUCUAUGUAUCAUAACACAUCUCUCUGCUCAUGCCAGAUUAAUUCUCACUGUACCUCUGUUAGCACUUACAAAUCUUGGUCCCACUGAAAUUAAUGGCCAGACUUCUGUUGAUUUCAGCAUGACCUAGAUCUGGCUCUCAAUCUCCUUUUAUUAUGCAUAACUCAUGUAUUUGGCAAACUUGAUCUGGCUGAUUCCAGUCCAUGUGUAAAAGUUUGGAAAGACCACAUAGGAAAAAUCCUAUAGCAGAGUUCAAAUACAGCACUUUUCCAACACUGUACGCAGACUGCGUAAGCAAGGUGCCUAAGAAAGAAGCAUUAGAAGGUUGUAUGGUAUGUACAAGAGUGUGAGGAAGAGAAAUACUCAGGACAAAUUAGGAAGAACUACUUGAGUUUAAUUAUUAAAUAUUCUGUUCCUUUUUUUUACAGUUUUUAUAACUGAUUAAUAAUUUUCUGCAACUGUUUAUAUAUAUAUUUGCUACAGUAUUGCAUGUUUGCAAACUAAAUCUUUUCCAUGUUCUUGGAGUAAUUGUUUGGGGGGGGUGGGGAAGUGAGAGAAUCAGUGUUUGGGGCUGGAGAUUGCAGCUCUGGUGACGAGACAUCCAGGAGAAUGUUUUGACGGUAACUGCCUUUUGUUGCUUUCCAAAGGCAGAAAGUUUGGUUCUUCCAGAAAUCUCUUUCAGAGUCAGGGCAAGAGUCAGUCCCAGGAGAAAUUGUUUUGCAUCACGUGGAGAAGGGGAUAGAAUGGUUGUCUCCUGCCAUCCACUCUCACCUAAAACACUGGUGAAAACAGUGAAUUUUUAUCUCGGGGUGUGGGAGAGGAAGGGAUGUUCAUGUGAGUGGAAGGUGACUCAGAGCUCCUUAACCUGGAGAAAUGAAAUUGUAGUCGUGGGUGUUAGUGUCAUUAAGUAAGUGAGGCCAGUUUCUAUUCUCAUUCACACCCAUGCUGCCUUGUUGAUGUCAGUGAGGUUGUGUGGGACUGAAAUUCUCUUGGCAAAAAAAGAGUGUUAAGGGCAGUAAUCUGAAAGUGACUGAAGUGGUGAUGUUGUUUGUGGAGAUCCAUAUUAUUCCUUUCUCCAGCAGUUAAAAGUACCCUUAUAACUUGUGUCUUCUGGAGGUUGAUUUUUUUUCACCUUCCUCCUUCAGUUGCCCCAUCUACUUCCAGUGAACUACCCAAAAUAGAAGUGAUUUGGAAGGCCAAAUUCAACAUACUAGCAAUUGAUGUUUCAACCUGUAAAACACUUAUUUUAGAUUGUAUUUAUCGAAACAAGUUCCUCCUUGGUGUAACCAACAUCAAGUGAAUUUAAACUCCAGGACUGAUUCUGGCCCACCAUGUUUAUCAUUCCAUACAUAAUAGACUGAUGCAGUCUGAGCACAGGGUUCUUGAGUUAGGAAUUCAAGAUUUCUAGUCCUGGCUGUGCAAUCAUUUCUUUUUGUGAUUUUGGGCAAAACUCUCUGCCUCCACUUCCAGUCUAUAAGAUGGGGAUAAUAACUUAUUGAGGUGCCCCGCUAUAAGGAUCAUUUAGCUAUCGUUCUGAUAAAGCAGUUGAAGUUAAAGAGCAGGUUCUGAUCUGAAAGCACUACAUGAGCCUUAUGUGAAACUUUUGUCUACAUGUUGAUGCUUUCGGAUUGUGUUGUUUGGGAGAAAAUAUUGUGUGGUUACCUCAUGUUGUAGGCUCUCUGCAGCAGAGAUCUACAGCAUGAAAUCAAAUGUAAUGCAAGCUAUUAAGGAACAUAACUUAAGUGAGUCUCCUAGAGAAAUAAAUAGAACUUGUCUCAUAGUUACAGUGACGAUAUUUUCCGAACCAAAAAUUGGGACACAUGAUCUGACAAACGAUUUUUUUUUUCUAAUUUAUUAAUUUAUUUAUAUGAAAAGUCUUACAAAAGUAUAAAAAUUAAAUCACAGUACUGUGAGUGAGCAGACUAGGAGUGAGGGGUCUUAGUGGAUGCGCUGAGAGAGUGGGCUGGGCGUGCAGGAUCUUGGAACGACGGUGAGUGGACUGAGGGUGUGGGGUGUUGACAGGAAGUGAGUGAACAGGCUGGGGGCGCGGGGUCUGGGCAUGAUGAGAAGGAGGGCCACUUACUUGCUUUUGUGUGGCUCCCAACACCAUGCCCCAGGCAUCGCCUCCCGCUGUUCCUAUUGACCGGAUUCUGAAGCAGUGGGAAAAAUCUCUAGGAAGUUCGUCUCUGUGCGGCUAUUCCCCCAGCCACUUCUUCUCCACAAGCCAGAUCUGGCAGGCAAUCUUGGGGCUCUCUCAGACACACACACACACACAUGCACCACUGAAAUAUUUGCCAAAAUGUUGGAAUUUCUGGAACAUUUUGAUGGUUUAUGGGGACAACAGGACUGAAUAUUUGAAAUUGGGACUGGCUCGGAAAAUCCGGGACUUAUGGUCGGCUUACUCAUAGUGUAAUCUUACUGCUGUAGUGUUUCUGAUAUCCAUCUCCCCAUGAGUCUUUCCUAGGGUUUGUUUCCACUGCCGGGUGGAUCGAUGUUGUGGCAAUCCAUUCACCAGGGGUCAAUUUAGCAAAGACCUGUUAAAUCAACCAUCAAACAUACUCCACCGGAACAAGAUGCACAAGCCAAUGAGAGUUGUUGUGUUACUCACAUAGUUUGAGCUGCCUAAUCUGGUUGGCAUUAGCCCAAAGUGUAGAACUUCUGCUAGUCCCAAAAUGGUUGGUUACCAUCAAAUACUGUAGUGAGUCAAAUAAUACCUUUUUCAAAACCACUGUUUGCACCCAGAUAUCUUAGCCUGACCACUUACAAAGGCACCAGUCUUAUUCAAGUAGCUUAUUUGCAGUGCCCGUACGUCUGCAUGACUUGGGCUGGUAGGAUAAUGAGUAAGAAUGAGUCUGAGGCAGGAAGGUGCAAAGCAACUCAGGCAUAAAAGGCACCUCUUUAACUUUGCCAGAAUUACCCUGAAAAUAUUGUAGAGUUGAAAACAGGCUUUCUGUGUUUGGACAUUUAUAUCAUUGAUGAUCUUUCUAAACAGCAUUUCAUCUUGGUGAGUUAGUGGUAUGGUUCCCAUUAGGAAUUCAACACUAUGAAAUUGUGCUCUGCCUUUGUCAUCGUAAAAGCAAAGUAAUCCCAUUGACACCCAUGGAAUUGCUCUGAAUUUACCAGUGCAGCAGAGCUGAAUUCAGCUCAAUACAUAUACAGGUUGGACCUUCCUGGUCCGGAACCCUUGGGCCCUGACUGGUGCCAGAUGAGGAAUUUUGCCAGACCAGGGGAGGUCAUUUCUGGCCCCCCAAACGUGGCCUAGCUCGAGCCUGCCACUGGCCCCACUGGGCUUCUCGGCCCCACUGGACAGCCCAUUUGUGGCAUACCAGACUUCCCAGCCCUGCAGAGUAGCUCGCUGCUGGCAGUCCAUUGCUCUGCUGGCCUCAGGGUUCUCAGCUGCCAGUCUUCCACAAGGACUCUCUGGUCACGGAACAUCCAUCCCAGAGCCAGGAGUCCCAGUUUAGAGAGGUUCAAACUGUGUUUUAACACCACUUCUUAGAGGGGUGAGGGCAUGGGAAGGAAGAGAGGAGAAUUUUGCACUUCAGUUUCCUGGAGAGGUUAGUAUUUGAGUUUAUUUUAAUGGGGCGGUCACUUCAAGAGGCUAAACUUCUGUUGUAUAUAAGCUGAGCAAUUUAUGCUAACGAUGGUUUGGUAUUUUAAUGUUUGAUUAUAAAAUGUGUGCCCCUCAUCUUAUCUUGUUUUUUUUUUAAUUGUGUUACAACUUGUGUUUUGUAAAAUCACUAGGAAAACUUGCUAUCAGAUAUGCUUCAUAUGUAAAUGUUUAAUUGCACCAUACCACGUUCUGUCACAGGGAAUAUUGCUAUCCUCCUUUUGAACUCCUUUGGUGACUAUUGUUUGUGUUCCCAUUUCUGUUUUGGCAUUAAUUACCCUUGCACAACCAACUCCUAGAACAUAUGCAGGUAGUAAAUUAGCUUUUUCUGCCCAGCCAAUUCUUUGGCCCUUAAUAGCUACAACUGAAAUAAACCAGUAACAUUUUAAAUACUGUAGAGUACCUAAUAACUCUUGAAUGACAAGUCAUGCUUAAUCCUUCUGAUUGCUACAAUAAACUGUCAUGGACUUUUGAGAGCAAGGGGGCUCUUAGUAACCUGUUGCACAGCUUCUUUUCACAGAGCAGCACCUUGCUAAAUAAUAGCUUUAAAUUAAAAUGCUAGUCUUUUUUGCUGGCAAACACAUACACCCUAUGCAUAUGAUAGGUAAUCCAUGUGUAAUGGCUCUUAUAAAGACCCCUUCUUCUGAGCUGACUGGUCCUCUCAUUCCUUUGGGAAGCUCCUAAAAGAAACCUAAUUUGAAAUGUACUCAGUGCCUCUUGAGGACUCCCCACUCCCAUUGACUUGGUUGGUAGUGGAUGAUGUUGUGGAUCAUUCAGCUCUCUGACGGUCUGGUCCGCAGGAUAGUAAAUCUUUUCUCUUCUGACAGUCUUUAUUAAUAGCUAAAAGUAACAGCGGUUCUAGCACACCAUGUAGCAGCCACUGCACUUUCACCUGUGUGAACCCAUCAAUUUCUCUGAAGAUAAAGUGUGGCUCUUUUUGGCCAUCACUUGCUGCCUAUAGUGCUGCUCCAGAGUUAACAUUGUAAUUAGAAUUUGCAAAUGUACUAAUGUUUUAGAGGGCUAAUCUACAGUAAUAAUGAAUAUUGGCUUAUAGGUGGAAAGGAAGCUUGUUUUUCCUUUUUUAAACAAAGUGGUAAUUAGAUAAGGUAUGAAGUGAAAAGCAUACCUUGUGUAUUAAGACUCAUAUUUAAUACUCUUGUGUGAUUAAAAUCUUUCCAUAUAAAUUAUUUGCACACAUUUUUUUCUUUGCAUGUUCAACUCUGAUUUUUACAGCGGUUUGGUACAAACAGUGAUGUAUUUUUGUAAAAUGUCUUUGACACUGAAUUGCAAUAAAUGUUCAGACAAUGUGAA